AUGCUCAGACCACAAUAUACUCGUAGACCAUUUGAAGUGCUGGUUAUUGGUCCCAAGAAUUCAGGGAAGAAUACGAUUACUACUCAAUUACUUAAAACGGCAGAUGUCUUCUAUUCAGUGAAUACGGCAGAUAACAUACCAAAACUUGCCUUGAAUCGUAUUGACUUUAUAUUGAUAUUGGUGGAUAUGACACAGUCCUACAGCCUGUCGCUCUUGAAUACCGUUUUACAGCAUUUGACACCAGAAUAUAUAUUAAACAAAACUGCUAUCGUUGCUACAAAAGCUGAUUUACCUAGAUCUUGGCAGCUUGAAAGAGAGGACAUUGAUAUAAUGGUGAAAUCGUACUUCGAUCUACCCAUUUUGUUUGUCAAUCUUACAAAUGAGAUUGAAAAGAAAAGAACUUCUGAAAAAAUUUCUAAUAUGAUAAAGCUGUCCACCUUGCAGUAUAAGAAUGUCAGCUCUACGCUGAUCAAAUCAUUAUAUACCCAUCGUUUUCAAGAUACCGUCCUGCCACCAGAAGAUGAUGAAGGUUACCAGCCAGUGAGUGAACCAAUGGUUGAAAGGGAAUCACCUGAAUCGACGAAUAUCCAAUGA
Mycotypha africana is the source of this 594-nucleotide messenger RNA. RefSeq lists its product as uncharacterized. NCBI's taxonomy places the organism in Eukaryota, Fungi, Mucoromycota, Mucoromycetes, Mucorales, Mycotyphaceae. The coding region runs from base 1 to 594 and encodes 197 amino acids. The record is from RefSeq and is a predicted model, not a curated record. The transcript has 5 exons.